AUGAUAGACAAAAAACGUCAAUAUGUCAUCAAAUAGAUACGUAAAAUCGACAAAUCCCUUCGAAAAUGAGGACAUAGACGACGAAUUGUUUUUGAGGAACUCCAGAAAACCUCAACCAUCGAAUUACGAUGAUCAAAUGUUGAGUUUUCAAGAUCGAAUUAAGCAAAUCGAAGAUAGAACUAUAAACAGCACUGAGAAGAGUAUAGGUAUACUAAGGGACUCUGAACAAAUUGGUAUAGCAACCGCUGAGGAAUUGAUGCGACAGAGAGAAAAGUUGGAACACACUGAUAAACAGUUGGAUGAAAUUAAUGCUACGUUGAGAUUCUCGCAAAAACACAUAAACGGCAUCAAAUCUGUCUUUAGUAGCCUUAAAAACUACAUGUCGGGCAAAAACGAUGCUUCACCAACGUCAAGCUCAACUACGCCUAGCACAGUCAAGCAAUCAACUUCUAACCACACUUUAGACGAAAAACUCAACACGUACGACAGAUACGAUAACCACCCUGUAACUAGGUUACGCGGGGACGAUUUCACUCAAACUCAAUCAUCGGGGAGCAAAGAUUUUUCAGCUAGACUCGAUGCAAACCUUUCGGAGAUGUGCAGCAACAUUUCUCGACUUAAAGGUCUCGCGACGGAUUUAAAUCUCGAAAUCGACACGCAAAACGACCUGAUAAACAAUAUCACCGACAAAACUGAGCUUGCCGACGCGACCAUCAGAAAGCAAAACAAAGAUAUGAAUAAAAUACUACGAAAAUAAAUGUUUACGUCAUUUUUUGCCGUUUUAAUUCGUGUGUCGUGCAAUUUCGAACGUUUCUGCGUAAACAAAACUCGAAUCGCAGUUUUCGUUGUCGAGAUAUUUAGAAAAAACGUUUUUACUUCUAAAGCGAUGUUGCCAAGUCGUCUGCUUUCAAAUAAACCCGUGGCGCGCCAUCUAGUGGCAGAAAUGUUUUAAAUUGCAAAAUACAUGAUCAAAGUUAAAAAAUAAGUAAUAAAAAGUAGAAGGCUUAUUUUAUUUAUUUUGGGUUGGUAAUGUGUUCCAAGUCUCAGGAAA
Molecule: messenger RNA, 1051 nt
Organism: Brassicogethes aeneus
Lineage: Eukaryota; Metazoa; Arthropoda; Insecta; Coleoptera; Nitidulidae
Source: the annotation of a GenBank genome assembly